Molecule: messenger RNA, 2431 nt
Organism: Annulohypoxylon maeteangense
Lineage: Eukaryota; Fungi; Ascomycota; Sordariomycetes; Xylariales; Hypoxylaceae
Exons: 3
Coding region: 480-2018 (512 amino acids)
Biological process (GO): actin cortical patch assembly; actin cortical patch localization; endocytosis
Cellular component (GO): actin cortical patch
Molecular function (GO): Arp2/3 complex binding
Source: RefSeq, a predicted model, not a curated record
CGAAAAGGGAAAAGACCUCUAGGUAUCCCCUAGGUAGCGCAGGAUAGCGCGAGAUAGCUUAGGAUAACCCUGUAACCCUGUGUUCAAUGCCUUAAACGUCGCCUUCUAUUUUCUUCCCCUUUAAUACUCCAAACGCCAAACGUAAAUCCCAUACCCAUACCAAUACCAAUCUAAUCCAAUCCAAUCCAAUCCGCACCAACGCAUACACCAUACACGCUUAUCGUUGCAGCACGUCUGAUCGACAUUCUACCACAGCAACGAAGCCGACGAACCCACGAAUCCAUAAACCCAUAAACCCGUAAACCCACAAAGCGCACGCGACCGCGAGGUUGGGACCCAAGAACCCCAAGGUUAUGCUUUCACUUCGCAGAAGUCCGACCGCCUAUCAUCUGUUGUUUUAUCCUACCGUUAUUCCUUCUUCAUUCACAUUUGGGCUUCGUGAUGAGAUGUCGGAUAGAUUGUUUGGGCUCUAAUCAAAUAUGGCCGACUCAGACACCAUCUCCUCGAUAGAGACCGAGGAACAAUUAUGGGAUGAAUUAAAUAAAAUCGUCGCUAUUCAAUGCCCCGCAGAAGCCCACGAGACAAUCGAUGACGCCCUGCGAUCAUGGCUUUACCUCGCGUCGCGAUGCAGAGACGAAUUCUCUCAAUCCGAAGAUGAUGUAGCGACAUGUUCGCAAACUCUCCUAUACGGAAACCUCUUCCGCACCGACCCCGAAUACGUGCGCAAACAAAUUAUCUACAGUUUGCUGCAAGAGGAUGAGCCUGGCCCCCUAUACGUCAUCGCUAGCUUUUUAUUGCUGGACGGUCGAGAAGAAGAGGCUACAUUUAAACGAAUGAUCGAAGAGGGAUGUUUCCACCGACUGGUGGAGCUAAUCAAUGGCCGAAAAGACGAUGACCCAGGUUUGCAUCGAUUGCUAUUGGAGUUAAUGUACGAGAUGUCGCGGAUUGAGCAGCUCCGCAUUGAGGACCUCCUGCACGUCGACGAUGGGUUUGUCACAUAUCUAUUUCAACUUAUCGAGGGCUUAUCCGACGAUGUCCACGACCCAUAUCAUUAUCCAAUCAUUCGAGUUCUUCUCGUCCUUAAUGAACAGUACAUGGUUGCAUCGACAACCGCCAUGAGCGAACCUACCUCCCUAACUGCGCCGUUGACAAACAGAGUCGUUAAGUGCCUCAGCAUAUACGGACCGAGUUAUAAGACAUUCGGCGAGAAUAUCAUAUUGCUGCUUAAUCGUGAGACCGAGACGUCUUUGCAGCUUCUUAUCUUGAAGCUUUUAUACUUGCUUUUCACCACCAAAGCCACGUAUGAAUAUUUCUACACCAAUGACUUGCGAGUGCUUCUCGACGUCAUUAUCCGGAACCUUCUUGACUUGCCGAAUGAGCUGAUGGCUUUGCGACAUACAUACCUUCGCGUCCUAUAUCCCUUACUUUCACACACGCAGCUCAGCCAACCGCCUCAUUACAAAAAGGAUGAAGUGCAGAAGUUGUUGAGGAUAUUAACUAAUGCUGGCAACAUCCAUUUUGCGCCUGUGGAUGAGACCACGAUGAGGCUUGUGGAUCGUGUAGCUAAGGUCAGAUGGCUUUCUGACGAGUCCGAAAGCUUCGGAGCCAGUGAUGUGGCGCGCAAAUUCCUUGGAAUAAGCCUUUCGCACAACGACUCCGCUAGCAACGUUAGUGUUGUGCACGUGGCGGCGGUUAUGGAAAAACCAGGUGUUCAGACACCGAGUCGGAAGGCUGAUUUCAAAGCCGAAAAUGGGGCUGGAUCAAAAGCCGACGUUAAGAGCGAUUUAUCGCGCUCAAGUUCCAGCGGACAUUCCAAAGACCCAUCGAAACCAAGCAGGCCGAAAAAGCCACUCCCCGAAGUACCGAAGCAUCGACACGGAAUACCGUAUGCCCCCACGGAAAAUGGUAAUGGGAAUAGGAGUUCUAAAAAGUUACCACCGAAGGCACCGCCGCCGAGACGAAAGGGCAGGAUGAAGCAUUCGACCGAGGCGGUAAAAUCUAUAUCGGAGAUAGUCUAAGGCUUGGUAGCUCUUCUUCUUGGAGAAGAGCAAGGAACGUAAUUCGAUUAAUUAGGAACAAUGGCAUUUUGAGAUUGGACUCUUCUGCCGCGACCAGCAGAAUGGCAUUAUGAAACUUGAUAUGGGGAACGGCGUACAGGAUGGGACAGCUGAUGCUGAUGCUGAUAAUAUCCACGGUCCGCAAUUAGGAUGCUGAACUAGCAUUUGCAUAAGCAAGGCGUUUUACGGGGUUUGAAAGUUGGAGGGGGGAUGUGUGGUGUGGGUUUCGAACCGUGCGUGUGAGCAAGUGAAUAAUAAGUGAAUUAGUAAGUAACUUAAGUAGUAGUGUUUGAAUUGUUGUAUAAGCAUAAGCAGACUAUUGUCAGGAUUAUGAAGAUAUUAAUAUAAUAAGACUUAUGAAGAUUCGAUUUUGA